AUGCCCAUUGGUCCCGCCAAGGUCGGUGAGGAUCUCGAUAUUCCGGCCACUUCUUUCCCUAAAUUUCGUCAAAUUCCACUCGAAACCCGUCGUAUGAUUUGGAUGAGGUCUCUGCCCUCUGGACGAAUCUACGAACCGAAGCCAUACAAUGACUGGAUCAUGUACGACCCCCGACCACAACGCGAGGCCUGGACUGGUGCGCAGCAUGCCAGCAUCUGGUACAACGACGAGCAGGAUGCGGUUUACCUGCACACCUUUGAUCAAUGGAACAGCCUUGAUCGCUUCGAUGUCAAGAACAUUUGCACCAGGAAAGAGAUCGCGUUAAACAGAGAGCACUGCGAGCGUGUUCUCGGCAAUCUGGACUGUAACCGUGUCAUCGUCGCCUGCUACCCCGUCGGCACCCUUACCGAAGGGCAACUGACCGAGACAUUUCCUGUCUGCCGAUCAAUUCGCAGUGAAGACGAAUUCGUUACUAUAGAAGAGGUUGACCCCGAGGACUGGGACGAGGGCCUUGAGUUGACUUGGAGAGAGGAUAAGGCCUUUAACAAGGACUGCUGGGAGAGGGAGAAGUUAGGCAAGUCUGUAAAGUUCGAGGCAGUUGAAGUAUUCCGAAAGGCUCGCAAAUCCAGCUCGCUUUGA
This is a messenger RNA of Colletotrichum navitas, 639 nucleotides long. RefSeq lists its product as uncharacterized. The record is from RefSeq and is a predicted model, not a curated record. The transcript is spliced from 3 exons. Bases 1 to 639 code for a protein of 212 amino acids. NCBI's taxonomy places the organism in Eukaryota, Fungi, Ascomycota, Sordariomycetes, Glomerellales, Glomerellaceae.